AUGGUGAAGCUGAACUGCAGCUUCUCCGGGAAGACAGGCUCCGGGGAUGGGGCUGCCAUGGACAGCGUCCCUCUCAUCAGCCCCCUGGAUGUCAGCCAGCUCCAGCCGUCCUUCUCCGACCAGGUGGUCAUUAAGACACAGACGGAAUACCAGCUGUCCUCCGGGGACCAGCCGGCGAAGUUCUCUGACGUGGAAGCCCAGAAGCUGGGCGGCGGCCACCCGGAGGAUAUGCGCGGCAGGAUGCCCACGGGGCGGAUGAUCGCCUUCACCAUGGCGCUGGUGGGCUGCCUCCUGAUCAUGUACAAGGCCGUCUGGUAUGACCAGUUCAGCUGCCCCGACGGCUUCCUGCUUCGGCACAAGAUCUGCACCCCGCUGACCCUGGAGAUGUACUACACCGAGCUGGACCCCGAGCACCACCGCAGCCUCCUGGCGGCCAUCGGGGCCUACCCCGUGGGCCGCAAGCACGGCACGGAGACCCCCUGGCUGUCCGCGAGCUACCACGCCUUCAAGGAGGCGCCCAAGGCGCGCAAGGCGCCGGCCCGCGCGGCCGCGGCGGCGCCCUCCAGGAAGCCCCCCGGGGAGGCCCCGGCGCCGGGAGGGAAGGAGGCGGCGCAGAAGCUGGCGGGGAGCGCGCCGCCGCCCGCCCCCCAGUGA
Molecule: messenger RNA, 654 nt
Organism: Hippopotamus amphibius kiboko
Lineage: Eukaryota; Metazoa; Chordata; Mammalia; Artiodactyla; Hippopotamidae
Gene: CALY
Product: calcyon neuron specific vesicular protein
Exons: 5
Coding region: 1-654 (217 amino acids)
Biological process (GO): endosomal transport; clathrin coat assembly; G protein-coupled dopamine receptor signaling pathway
Cellular component (GO): endosome; membrane
Molecular function (GO): clathrin light chain binding
Source: RefSeq, a predicted model, not a curated record